Molecule: messenger RNA, 2169 nt
Organism: Naegleria fowleri
Lineage: Eukaryota; Heterolobosea; Eutetramitea; Acrasida; Naegleriidae
Exons: 6
Coding region: 1-2169 (722 amino acids)
Cellular component (GO): endoplasmic reticulum; membrane
Molecular function (GO): long-chain fatty acid-CoA ligase activity
Source: RefSeq, a predicted model, not a curated record
AUGUUGAAAGAUCUCUUGCUGAAAUUCAUUUCCUUUGCUCUGAGAAGUCUUGAUCGUGUCUUGUUUUUUAUCUUGCGCUUGGUCUUUGGUAGAUCCAUUCUUCCCGAGGAUCUCAGUGGAGCAUACGAUCAUUUGAAAUCCUUCUCGGUGGAAGUGGAUGAUCCAAACUAUAGGAAGGGAGUUGAAACGAAACCACGACGACGUGUGGGUUUUGAGAAGGAAUUGAUGUCUACACCAAUGAAGGGUAUUGAUACUUUGAAUGGAUUGUUGGAUCAUGUGGCUAGAGAGUAUCCGAAUUUACCCAUGUUAGGUUAUCGUCCUUUCAAGAGAAAGUUUACACAAAAUAUUGAUGGCAAGGAUUGGGAAGUGUUUGAAAUGGGUGAUGUGGUCUAUGAAACCUAUCAACAGGUUCAUACAAGAAUUGAGAAUCUUGCUCGUGGUAUCGCUCGUUUCACUGGAUUAAAUUCAAAGGAUUUGUUUGGUAUCUUUGAGGAGACUCGUAAAGAAUGGCUCAUGACACUCCAUGCUUGUAUGAGAUAUAAUAUUACUGUGAUGACAGUGUAUGCCACACUUGGUGAUGAGAGUCUCAUUGAAGCAAUUAAUGAAUGUCAACUUCAAGCCAUGUUGGUCAAUGAGCAUAAUUUGAAGAAAUUAUGUCAUCAAAUUAUUCCGCACACUCCUACAUUGAAGUACUUGAUUUUCACUUCGGGAUGGGAUGCUUCCAAGGAAGAAACUGAAAAGUGGGUCUUGGAAUUGGAAAAACUUGGUGUGAAGGCAAUGUCCUUUGAGGAGGUUGAACAACUCGGAAAGCAAGAAACAUGUCCAAUCAAAGUCAAGGAGCCACAAACCAAUUCUAGUUUGGCUGUCGUCAUGUACACAAGUGGUACAACAUCAAAACCAAAGGGUGUCAUGUUGACUGUUAGAAAUAUUUUGGCAAUUUCUGCUGCUGCUGGUGAAAACAUUCAUUGCCCAUCCUUACGUAAUCCAACUUAUAUUGGUUACUUGCCACUUGCUCACAUUUUGGAAAUGGCUGCUGAGCACUACAUUUUGAGCAGAGGAGGUAAAAUUGGUUACGGAAAUCCACGUACUCUUACUGACAAGACCUGCAAACCUGUUGGUGAUUUAGAGGCAAUCCAACCCAUCUUUUUGGCAGGUGUUCCAAGAGUAUAUGACACCAUUCGAAAGGGUAUCUCUGAAAAGGUUAAGACAAGCUCACCAAUCAUUCAAUGGCUCUUUAAGGUUGCUUAUGAUCACAAACUUGAAUCACUCUAUGCAGGAAGAGACACUCCAUUAUUCAACUUCCUAAUUUUCCGAAAGAUUGCAAAGGCAACUGGUGGUAAAUUGAGGGCAUGUCUUUCAGGUGGAGCUCCUCUUUCGAAGGAAUCACAAGAACACUUUAGAGUCUGCAUGGGAGCUGCCUUUGUGCAAGGAUAUGGACUUACUGAGACUGCAGCUGCUGGAACUAUCAUGUUACCUGGCGCCAGAUUUGCAACACGUGUGGCUGGUGUUAUUGUCCCUGCUGUUGAAAUUAAGCUCAUUUCAGUUCCAGAAAUGAAUUAUACUGUGGAUGGUCCAGUUCCAAGAGGCGAAAUUGCAAUUCGAGGUCAUGCAGUAUCUAUUGGCUAUUACAAGCAACCUGAAAAGACCAAGGAAGUUUUCUUAGAAGAUGGAUUUUUCUUGACUGGUGACGUUGGUCAAUUUAAUGAAAAUGGUACCAUCAGUAUUAUUGAUCGUGUCAAAAAUUUGGUCAAACUCAGUCACGGAGAAUACAUUGCUUUGGAAAGAUUGGAGAGUAUUUAUUGUCAAUCUCCAUUUGUUGCUCCAAAUGGUUGUAUGGUCUAUGCAAAUAGUUAUUGCAGCUUCCCAUGUGCGAUUGUUAUUGCUCAACCAGGACCAACCAAGCGUUUCGCUGAAGAAAAUGGAAUUACUGGAACCUUUUUUGAGAUUUGCAAGAAUCCAAGAGUUGAACAACAUAUUUUAAAGUCAUUACACGAACAAGCUAAAAGCUCCCAUCUCAAGAGAUAUGAAGAAGUGAAAGCUGUUAAGGUCUUUGAUGAUGUGUGGUCUCCAGAAAACGAUUUGUUAACAGCAGCGUUCAAGUUGAAGAGAGCUAACAUUGUUCAGAAAUAUCGUGCUCAAAUUGAUGAAAUGUGCAAGACUUUGAUUUAA